GGCUGUGGUGAAUUCGCCUGAUCCGGGGUGCCUAUCGACGGGGCGGCGGAACCAAAAUAAGGUGAACGAAACAACGGCAAGGGACGGUCAAAAAAGGAGAAAGUGAAAGACUAAGUCACACUACGAAAGAGGUCCAAAUGAUCAUCAAGGGGUUGUUCAGGAGAUAUCGAAGGUGGAAUCCUGUGCAUCCAACAUAUGGAGCCUUUUGGGGCAUGGGAAUAGGCGUUGGUUGCGGUGUUGGAUGGGGUCCUGGUUUUGGCCCUGAGGUGAUUGGUUAUGUUGGGGCUGGCUGUGGAGUUGGAUUUAGUGUGGGCAUAACCCUUGUUGGCUUUGGCAUUGGUCUUCCUGUAAAUUGCCUGUUUGAAGUUCCUUAUAAUGCUAUCAUGGCAACAAGAACUGGUGCAUCAGAUCUUUUGAGGCUUAGUUCAAAAAAUGAAGUGGGGGGUGGCUGGAACGGCAUUGCACCUUACAUCUCUGGAAUGCGAAGAGAAGCCAGCAGAAGAUUACCAGGAUUUAACCCAAGAAAAUUGUUGGACAAACGGGUUGAUUUAUUUGAUUUGAAAACCACACUAUCUGUCCGUACUAAAGCCGUACAGGAAGGCUUUGGAAGAUUCAAUGGUCGCUUUUUUGGCCGUAACAAAGGUUUGAAAGAUUAAUUCUAGCAUACUCUGGAUUUUCGACUUCCUCACGAUCAAAGCCACUAUAUACCAAGGCUUAUCUACGUGCAUUCUGGAACUGUGUUCAAUUUGAUUAGUAUGUUGGAGACAUCUAAGCAGCAAGGAAUGCAGCAUAGCCAAGAUAUUGUAAGUGAUUGUGACAAUUUCUGCAUUUCUCUUGGUUAACACACACCAGAAUUUGGAAUAGUUUUGAAAAGGUGAAGAGUUUUUAAUUUUUUUUUCUGUGAUAAAUAUGGAUAUAAAUAUGGUACAGAUUC
This is a messenger RNA of Rubroshorea leprosula, 934 nucleotides long. The record is from the annotation of a GenBank genome assembly. NCBI's taxonomy places the organism in Eukaryota, Viridiplantae, Streptophyta, Magnoliopsida, Malvales, Dipterocarpaceae.